AUGAGAUUUGCUCCAGCAGAUCUACCGUCUGUCUACUAUAUGUACCAGGUCUUCCAGAUGAAGCUACUCACUUCUGCAGUCGCCAUCACGAAAAAGCCCCCUUCACGAACGCGAGACUCCUCGAAGACGAAGCGAAACGACGAAGUUACCGCCACCCAACGCCUCAAGCAUGUCGAGAUAUCAUUCAAGGAUUGCUUUCCUGCGCCAAUCGACCUCCCUGCUUUAACAACGCCCAAGAAGCACAGAAAACCGAACCCUAUCAUCAGCUAUCCUAUAGGAUCCAAUAUUCAGUAUACCUUCCUUCCAAACGGCCAGAUCAGCGUUGUGGCUGCAACGGCGGCGAAGCUUAGACGUUACCAGUAG
This is a messenger RNA of Fusarium sp. VM40, 363 nucleotides long. NCBI's taxonomy places the organism in Eukaryota, Fungi, Ascomycota, Sordariomycetes, Hypocreales, Nectriaceae. The record is from the annotation of a GenBank genome assembly.